AUGGGUCCACCGCCAUGCCCACCUCCUCCAAUGUGUGCCCCACCUCCUUUACCUUGUCCACCUCCACCAAUUUGUCCUCCUCAAUUCUGUCCCCCACCUCCCCUUUGUCCACCUCCUCCACCACCACCUCCACCACCAAUGUGUCCCCCACCUCCGCCACCUCCAAUGUCACCUUGUCAAUCGUAUGCUCCAGCUCCGGUUUUCGCUCAAUAUGCUAUGCAACCAGCCAAUGAUUGUUGUUGUCGAUGUGGAACACCGUGUAGAUAUCGAGCCAGACAUCGUACACAUGGAUCCAAGGUUUGUGUGUUUUGUUGGCCAACAAAAAUCGAGAAAUGAAAAUUCCACGUGGAAAAUCUGAGUCCACGUGAGACCAUUAUCAAAAAUUUGCUAAUUGCCACGUGGCUUUUAAAAAUUUAAAUUUUUUUUUUCUUAGGCUUAUUCAGGGUCCAAAAUUCCAAAAUUUUGAGCUUCUACUUUAGAAUCCACGUGGAAAACCAUCCAAGUUUUUCUAAAAAUUCUGCUUUACAGAAUCCACGUGGUAAAAUCUUCAAAAAACAUUUGUGUUUUGUUGCCACGUGGAUUCCAAACUCAAGUUUUUCUGAAAAGGAUAGAAUUUCAAAAAUCAAAAUUUUCCAGCUUUUCCACGCCGAAUCCAUGGAACAAGAAGAUCCAACUUGCAACAGCAAAAAAUUGAAGAGAGUUAUGGAACGUGUAAGUUUUUAAUUGUUUUUUAGCCUAAUUAAUUAAUUAAUUCUUAUUAAUUUGCAGAACAUGAAUCACGAUCCAACAAUUUCCAAGCGAGCAAUUCAAACCGCCGCCGAAGAAAAGCUCUUCGGAAAAUUCAAUGUUAUUUGUGCAAAAGGCGAUUUCUCAUAUGUCGCUUAUACCGAAACUUAUUGCCAAGUUGCUAAUGAUGACGUCACAUGUUACGCUUUCAGACCAAUGUAA
Molecule: messenger RNA, 948 nt
Organism: Caenorhabditis angaria
Lineage: Eukaryota; Metazoa; Nematoda; Chromadorea; Rhabditida; Rhabditidae
Source: the annotation of a GenBank genome assembly